GGGAUCUGAAGAACCAAAUAACUACUGCUCAGUUAAACAGCAGGCAGUCUCUGUAGCAGGGCAUAUAGAGACUGAGAUGAAACGUCAGUGCCCUAAACCCAAACUGCCACAAGGGCUAAUCGGAAUGAAAUGUACUGCCCAUAUCUGCAUUGAUGAAAUUCAAGUGAACUGCCUUUUAGAUACUGGUUCCCAGGUGACCACAAUUCCUUUAUCUUUUUACAAAAAGUACCUGUCUCAUCACCCUUUGCAAUCUCUGGAGUCUCUGCUGGAAGUGGAAGGGGCAAAUGGACAAUCUGUGCCUUACCUGGGGUAUGUGGACGUAGCUCUAAAGUUUCCUAAGGAGUUCUUAGGAACAGAUGCUGAGGUUACCACAUUGGCACUGGUGGUCCCAGAUUUGAUAAAUGUUCCACAAGUCCUCAUUGGCACAAAUACCCUCGAUGCACUUUACUCCAACUAUGUGCAAAAUGAGACUGUAAGCCCCAGUCCAAGUUAUCAUGGGUAUGCUGCAGUGCUGAAGACACUCGAUGUGAGACAUAAACAGUCAUGUGCUGAAACCUUUGGAUGUGUGACAUUAAAAGGGACUGUCCCUGAAACUGUGUUGGCAGGGCAUACUGCUGUUCUGGAUGGGGUUGUUUGCCUGAAAUGCCUUCCAGCAGAAAAACUUACUGUUAUCAGUCAUCCCACAAUGUCUCCUCUUCCAGGGGGGUUAUUAGUUGCUAGUGGAUUGCACACCUUACCUGGGAAGCGUUUCUUCUCCUUGCCUGUGGUGGUCAAGAAUGAAACUCAGUCUGAUAUUGUCAUCCCGCCCAAGAUUGUGAUUUCGGAGUUACAUGCUGUCCAACAGGUAAUGGACAAGCCAUUAGCAAGAGAUGUUUCUAAAACACCAGAAAAGUCUAAAGGCCUCCAGAUACCUUUUGAUUUUGGAGACUCCCCUUUGCCCUCUGAGUGGAAAGAACGAAUAUCGGCCUUGUUAAAUUCUAUGCCCGAGGUUUUUGCUCUAAAUGACAUGGAUUACGGGCACUCUGAUAAGGUGAAGCAUCGAAUCAAACUGAGAGAUGAGACUCCUUUUAAGCAAAGAGCUCGACCCAUCCAUCCACAAGACAUUAGUGCUGUCAGGAAGCAUCUAGAGGAGUUGUUAGCAGCUGGGAUAAUUCGGGAGUCAGAAUCCCCAUUCGCAUCCCCCAUUGUAGUAGUCAGAAAAAAAGACUACUCAGUGCGGCUAUGUAUUGAUUUUAGAAAGCUUAACUCUCAGACCAUCCGUGACGCAUACGCUCUCCCAAACCUAGAAGAAGUG
Puntigrus tetrazona (Sumatra barb) is the source of this 1294-nucleotide messenger RNA. RefSeq lists its product as uncharacterized. Gene Ontology annotation, biological process: proteolysis. Lineage: Eukaryota; Metazoa; Chordata; Actinopteri; Cypriniformes; Cyprinidae. The transcript has a single exon. The record is from RefSeq and is a predicted model, not a curated record. The annotation marks the transcript as partial. Gene Ontology annotation, molecular function: aspartic-type endopeptidase activity.